UCAAAGCAACAACAAUAACCACAUCACAGUUGACAGUUUGGAUCAACAUCAACAAUUGAUAUCGUUACCUGAAUCGGGUGGUGCAGCAAUUUUUCUCGAAAACGACCAUAACAGUUUGUCAACAACAGCGGCCGAGAAUACAAAUUUUGUGGCGAUACCAUUAUCGGAACGACCACCAAUAAUUUGUAUAGCACAGGACCAUCAUCAUCACCAUCAACAACAAAAUCAUCAUCAUCAGCAUAACGACAACUAUUCACAAAGUUUGACAGGUUCAGCGUCGUGUUUACUUCGCUUUCGUCGGUGUUGUGUAAAACUUUUUAGUAAAAUUAUGGGCAGCAACAAUCCAAGUGAAGUCGAUCGAUACGAAUACUAUGACUGUAAGUACGAAACCAUUAACUGUGUAAUAACUUUCAAGAAAACUAGCUGA
This is a messenger RNA of Musca vetustissima, 427 nucleotides long. RefSeq lists its product as uncharacterized. The annotation marks the transcript as partial. The record is from RefSeq and is a predicted model, not a curated record. Lineage: Eukaryota; Metazoa; Arthropoda; Insecta; Diptera; Muscidae. The transcript is spliced from 2 exons.